Molecule: messenger RNA, 1301 nt
Organism: Effrenium voratum
Lineage: Eukaryota; Dinophyceae; Suessiales; Symbiodiniaceae
Source: the annotation of a GenBank genome assembly
AUUGGCGCAAGGGAUUGAAGUUCUGCCAGCCAUGCGCGGUCAGCUGCUUCAUGCCCUAGGCGCAAGGGGCCGCAGCAGCCGCCGCGGCUCGCCAUGGGCGCCAAAGGUCCUGGCGGCAGUUGGUCUCAGCGGCAGCGGGUUGGCAGCCGUGACGUUGGCGAAGAUGAGCGAGGACGAGAGCGAGAAAAUCUGGAUCAGCCGGCGUGGGCCUUUUGCCUGGGACGCCCAGCGAGCUGUGGAAUGGGUGCCAUUGGUACCUUGCAUUGGCUCCGGACUGGUGGCUGCUUUGAUCACAUACCUCAUGCCAAGACAUUUGUCCAAGAUCCGCUUGCCCAUCAGCGUCCACGAGCUGACCGCCCUACCGCUGUCAAUCCUUUUAGCCUUCCGUUUUCAGCUCUCCUACGAGAGGUGGUGGGCCUCGCGACAGCAGCUCCAAGACGUGAGCGCCAAUGCGGUCGCCCUGGCCAUGUGCGCCGCCAACAACCAGGAGGUGAUCGCGCUGGACUCCAACCCCACCAAGCCCUGCAAAGCGGAGAUCGAGCUUAAUGAACGCCGGCUCCUGGGCUUGUUGGACACCGUCUGUGCCAUCAUCGAGUGGAAGUUGUCGAAUGGACAACCACCACACCCUUCCAAUGAUGUCACCGUAUGGGAGGACAUUGGGGCACACCUUCACCCAGAUGAUUUAGAGCAGCUGCGGAAGGUGAGGCAUCCAGGGCUUUGGUGUUUCGACCUCCUGUUCACCACCAUCCACCGGGGUCAAAUGCUGGGGGUGUACUCUGGAGAGCUCGCCAGUGGCAUGUUCGAGCGUACCACCAGCAUGCUGGAAGGAUACCAGUUCUGCGAGAUGGUGCAGCACCAGCCCAACCCGGCACCCUUCGCAGUGCACCUGCGCAGCAUCUUGCUGGUCUUUUGCGUGAGCUUUCCCUUCACCAUCAUCGGGCAGAUAAGCCCGACGAGCCUGGUCCUCAUGCAGUCUGCCCUGAGCUUCAGCCUGCUGGGGAUCGAGUUCGUGAGCCGGGAGAUGGAGCACCCGUUCGGCAACGACGAGUCGGACGUGCCCACACGGAAGGUCAUGGGCAAGACCAGAGCGGCAAUCCGAGCGAUCCUGUGGAAGCACUCCAGCCACCAAGAGAGCGUGGAUUGGAUCGGGUAGUUGCCUUUUUUACCACUGCUUAGCAGGGGAGGUGCUGUGCGUGCAAAAAGGGCAUGUUUCGGUUUAUCGUGUGAUUUUUCCUUUGGCUUUAAGGGCCAAGAAGGACGGUGUACAAAGCCUAGGGCCUGCAAAUGCUCCCAUGCUGGCU